Myotis daubentonii (Daubenton's bat) is the source of this 1853-nucleotide messenger RNA. Its product is annotated as phospholipase A2, membrane associated. NCBI's taxonomy places the organism in Eukaryota, Metazoa, Chordata, Mammalia, Chiroptera, Vespertilionidae. The record is from RefSeq and is a predicted model, not a curated record. Gene Ontology annotation, molecular function: calcium ion binding; phospholipid binding. Gene Ontology annotation, biological process: lipid catabolic process; negative regulation of T cell proliferation; phospholipid metabolic process.
UAUGGGUCCUGCUCAGUGGCUGCCUUUAAGAGUGGCUGUGUUGGCAUAUGUGUCCAUGUGUAUCUAUGCAUAUGUUUGUUGCAUACAUGGACAUAUACAUGUAUGCGCAUGAUUUGGGGGGAUGUGCACAAGUGUGUUGUAUGGGUAUGUGAGUGAUUGUAUGAAAGGAGGGCUGCAUUAGUGGGUGAGUUCAGGAGUGGGUAUAUGCAUGCAUAUGUGCGUGACUAUACAUGCAUUUCCGCAUGUGUAUAUGGGUAAGGGGUUGGUAAGUCUUGCAAAGAGAGGGUGCUGUGCUUUAGUUUUGGAAAAAAAUAUUGGAGAUUGGACUUCAUAGAUGGAAUUCCCAAGCCUUGAAUCCGGUUGGAACACGUAAGAUGUUUCUAAUGGGGGUGGGGAAGAGGUGCACAACCUAUGACCUUGGGAGUCUCCGAGUUGGUUGGGAUGACCUGGUUGCACCCUCCAGGAACUCUCAGUCUGAUGGGAAGUGUGGACCUCUCCUGAGCUUACAGUGUGGGGGUCUCCUUGGGUCUGAGGCCUGCAUGUGUGUGAAAAUAGUCAAACAGAGCUGGGAAGGGUCAGGAGGCCCUGUGUGUGCACGCUCCUUGUGUGUUCGUGUGUGACGAAGGUAGUCAUCCUGGAUCGAGGAGCAUGUCUGUGUGUCCCCCUGAAGGUUCCGUUCUCCAGGGUUUCUGAGCAGGGGGCCAGGGCAGAAGCUAGGACCACCUGGGAGAGGAGUCUAGGCCAAUCCAUCUGCAUUUCUCAUGCAGGGGACUGUCCACAUGAAGACCCUUCUGUUGUUGGCCUUGACCAUGGCCUUUGGCCUGCUGCAGACCCACGGAAAUUUGCUGGAUUUCCAGAAAAUGAUUGAGUUCGAGACAGGAAAGGACGCCGUGUCCAAUUAUGGCUUGUAUGGUUGCUACUGUGGCUUUGGCGGCAGAGGAUCCCCCUUGGAUGAAACAGAUUGGUGCUGCGCCGAACAUGACUGUUGCUACGAACGUCUGCAGAAGCAGAAAUGUGGCACCAAGUUUCUGAAAUACAACUUUGCUUUCCAAAAUGGCAAAAUCGUCUGUGGGGAGCAGGAUUACUGUCGCAGGCAGCUGUGUGAAUGUGAUAGAGCAGCUGCCUCCUGUUUUGGGAGAAACCUGAACACCUACCAGGAAGACCACCAAUUAACAUGGUUCUGCCCUGGGAAAAGCCACCAGUUGGCCCUGGCUGGCGGGAACCUGCUCCAGUUUGGGGUGAUGAUUGAGAAGAUGACCGGGAAGUCGGCGCUGCAGUACAACGACUACGGCUGCUACUGCGGCAUCGGCGGCUCCCACUGGCCGGUGGACCCGACGGACUGGUGCUGCCAUGCCCACGACUGCUGCUACGGGCGCCUGCAGAAGCUGGGCUGCGAGCCCAAACUGGAGCGGUACCUUUUCUCGGCCAGCAAGAGCAACAUCCUCUGCUCCGGCAGAACGGCCUGCCAGCAAGAGACCUGCAAGUGUGACAAGACGGCUGCACUCUGCUUUCGCCAAAACCUGGACACCUACGACCGCAAAUACGUCCGCUACCCCAACAAGCUGUGCACAGGCCCCAGCCCACCCUGCUAAGGCUGUGCCCCCCCUCCUCCCUGUGGCCUUCUGAGGCCCCGCCUCCAGCUGCUGCAGCCCCAGGCCUGGGGAGCAUGGGCACCAAAGGCCCUCCUUCUGGAACAUUCCUUUCCUGCAAACCCAUCCCACCCUGAGGAUGCCCAGAGUGUGGCCGGGACCAUUGCUGGCCUCCCAGGCCAUGCACCCCUUAGCAAGAGGCAGGCCCCGGAAGCUUCAGCACCCAGAAGAUUCCAUAACCCACCCCUGGACUCUCAGCUCCCU